This is a messenger RNA of Drosophila serrata, 3529 nucleotides long. It is a transcript of the gene moody, whose product is annotated as G-protein coupled receptor moody. Gene Ontology annotation, molecular function: G protein-coupled receptor activity. Gene Ontology annotation, cellular component: membrane. NCBI's taxonomy places the organism in Eukaryota, Metazoa, Arthropoda, Insecta, Diptera, Drosophilidae. The record is from RefSeq and is a predicted model, not a curated record. Gene Ontology annotation, biological process: G protein-coupled receptor signaling pathway.
ACGACGACGAACUGCACACUCGAUCAUUUCCGAACCGCAGUUAGUUGUAAAUUACAUUCGGAGUGUCGCCUAGAAUGUUAGUAAUAAUAAACAUUGUAAUAAUAACUUCGAUUUGGCUUCGAUUUUCUUUUUCGCUUGAGUGACAUUUGAUGCCCAUUAGGCAACCUCUAUACGCGUGUGUGCUUCAAUAUUGUUUUUUUGCAUUGUUUUUAAAAAAUAUUUUUGUGCUUAUAUGUUUUGUUUGGUGAUAAUGCCGAGUGCUGCUGAGCGGCAACCUGUAACCCUUUUUUUUAAUUUCUACCUGAUCCCGCUCGUUGCUUAAAGGCAUUAGUCAUGAAAGCCAGGUCGGCUUUUGAAUCACCAGCAGUAAUAAUAACAACAACAACAACAAUCACAACAGUGGAGCGUCCCCAACAACAACAACAACAACAACAGCAAGCGAAUGAAUGGCAAAUGCCGUAAACUGUUUACAUUGCUCACCACAGCAUUACUCACUCACCUCUCUACCUGAGAGCAAAAGGGAGUUGGAGUAGAGAAAACAUAACAAAACACACAACAACAAAAAAAUCAACUCUACUCAAAUUAAUGCAAAGAAAGGGGAGCAAAAGAGAUCGCAGCUGCACUAGUUUCGAUUACGUGAGCAGCAAAUAAAUAAAUAAACAAGCGAUUUCCAAUCCUCCUCUCUCACUUACUCACUGAUAACACGUAUACGCACCCGUGCACCUACACACGUGCAAAAUCGACAGGAGAGAGAGUGUGUGAGAGAGACACGAUCGGUAGGAUUACCAAAUAAAAAACAACAACAAUAAAAUUAGAAAAAAAUUCAGCGACUAGAGCAUCAGAAUGAGUGACGAGUCUACGGUUGACCUAGGCGAUGGCUAUCCCCCCUUGGAGGCGCUGACAACAACCACGACGAUGGCUUCGCCAACGGACGAGGGCGGCUUCUCACAGUCCCUGUUGACCUUUGCCGCUGUGAUGACCUUCCUGAUCAUGAUCGUUGGCAUUUGUGGCAACCUCCUCACCGUCUGGGCCCUGCUCAAGUGUCCCAAAGUUCGCAAUGUGGCUGCGGCUUUUAUUAUUAGCCUAUGCAUUGCCGAUUUGCUAUUCUGCGCCUUGGUGCUACCCUUCCAAGGUCUACGCUUUGUCCAGGGCACUUGGCGUCAUGGCGCCAUACUCUGUCGCCUGAUACCCUUCAUUCAGUAUGGAAAUAUUGGUGUCUCAUUGCUCUGCAUUGCCAUGAUCACGAUAAAUCGUUAUGUGAUGAUCACACAUCAUGGCUGCUAUGCGAGGAUCUAUAAAAGCCAUUGGAUUGCUAUAAUGAUCGCUGCCUGUUGGCUCUUCUCCUAUGGGAUGCAAUUGCCAACUCUGCUGGGGGAAUGGGGUCGCUUUGGCUACGAUUCUCGCCUGCAAACCUGCUCCAUUAUGACCGAUGAUCAUGGUCAUAGCAGCAAGACGACACUCUUUAUCACAGCCUUCGUGAUACCCUGCCUGGUGAUCAUUGCCUGUUAUGCCAAGAUCUUUUGGGUGGUUCACAAGUCGGAGCAGCGGCUGAAACAGCAUGCCACCAAGCAGAACUCCAUACCGAAUAACCUAAGGCCAACGCCAGGAGCUGGAUCGGGUGCAGGAGUAGGAGCAGGAGCCGGAGCAGGAGCCGGAGCAGGAGCAGGAGCAUCAUCAGGCGGUGAUAAUGGGAAUCGCGUGUCCACGGACAGUAGCAGUAGCUAUUCCACCGAUGUCCCCGAGACGGCGCCCACGGGCAAGCAGCAGCAGACCACCAGGAUCAAGGAUCAACGGGAGGUGCGGGCCAAACGCAACGAGUGGCGCAUUACCAAAAUGGUUUUAGCCAUUUUCCUAUCCUUCGUCAUCUGUUAUCUGCCCAUCACCAUUGUCAAGGUGGCCGACAAGGAUGUGGAGCAUCCCAGUCUACACAUUUGCAGUUACAUCCUGCUCUAUCUCUCCGCCUGCAUUAAUCCCAUCAUUUAUGUGAUUAUGAAUAAGCAAUAUAGAAAGGCAUACAAGACAGUGGUCUUUUGCCAACCGGCUCGCCUCCUUCUGCCCUUUGGUAAGACCAAUGGUGCUAGCAGUGCUGCAGAGAAAUGGAAAGAUACCGGGUUGAGCAACAACCACAGCCGCACCAUUGUCUCCCAGAUGUCGGGAUCAGGGACGGGAACGGGCACGGGAACGGGAACGGGAACGGGCACGGGAACGAGCCCACAGCAACCUCAGGCAGUGCAGCAGGCCUUGGAGCUUCAGUCCCGCGGACCGGACUUGAUCAGCAAAUGCAAUCUGCAGGCAACUCCGGUGUCAUCGGUUACUCCACCGCCGCCAUCGGUGCUCAUGGCCACAGUGGCGUCCAACAACAAUCGAUUGCCGAUCAAGAAGAGCAAUCACUCUUACACAAACAGCGGAUUCAACAGCAGCAGCAGCAGCAUCGGGAGUCCGGGGAUCAGCGGUUCCAUCUAUCGACCGGGAACUGGAAUCGUAUCAGCGGGGAUACGACGCAUCACAAUGGUGGGCGACGACAUCAUAUUGGAGGAGGAGGAGAUGCCAACGACGCCAACUACACCGAUGUCAUCGGCACCACAGACGCCAGCACCAGCGCCACCAUUGCCGCUCCUCACGUUAUCCGUCCGAACACAUCCUUUGUCCAUGAAUACAACAAAAGGUACAGCGGGAGCAGCAGCAGCGGUGGCGGCGGUGGCGGCGGUGCCAGUGAAAUCACCGGUGACACCGCCCAUUUACAUGAACGUGGACAGUCCGAAGAGAAACCAAUCCUAUUCCGAACGUAAUAUGAGUAAUAAUGGUCAGGAGAAUGAUGCCACAACCAUAACAACCACAUCAACAGCUGUAAACAAUACCGGCUCCAAGCUAACGGCCAAGAUGAAAUUCCCAAAAGACUAACGAAAAUGCUUUAAGAAAUAUUCCAAAAAUGAAAAACCCUAAAAUUCGUUAUAAAACAUAAACAUAAAACAUUAUAUUAUAUUAUAUUACAUUACAUUACAUUAUCUUUUAUGCCAGGAAACCAAGAACAGUCCAUGGUUUCUUUGUAGACUCUAACUCUACUAUAUAGUCCUAUAUCUUCCAUAGAAUAGUCACUGAAAUUGUGCCAUAGACUAGAUAGUUCUUUUUUUUUUUUGCUUAAUGAUACCCAAACUUUUGGAAAUUAGUUAUUUUGUAACUUACUUUAUUUUAGAUUUUGAUAUAUUCUAUUUAAUUUUACCUUUUUUUUUUAUUCUUUCCCUUAACUUAGUCUGAUUCUUUGUCUAUCCUCCAGUUUUUUUACCCAGAACUUAUGUUAUUUUGUAGAUAUUUAUGAUCGCCCAUGCUUAGUAUUAACCCAAACUCUAUAUAUGCUAUAGAACCACUUUGAAACCGAAGUUGGAGUCCAAGUUUUGAUUUCUUUCAGCUUAAAACAUUCCAUUUCAAACGUAGGCCUUUGUAAAUGAACCUAUUGUUAGUACCACAAGCACUCCAUUUGACGACAGACGUAAUCGAAUAUGAAUAUAAACAUUUAUGUUUACAUGAAAAA